Molecule: messenger RNA, 5829 nt
Organism: Mauremys reevesii (Reeves's turtle)
Lineage: Eukaryota; Metazoa; Chordata; Testudines; Geoemydidae
Gene: GFAP
Product: glial fibrillary acidic protein
Exons: 9
Coding region: 81-1415 (444 amino acids)
Biological process (GO): regulation of chaperone-mediated autophagy; intermediate filament organization
Cellular component (GO): cytoplasm; cell projection; intermediate filament
Molecular function (GO): structural constituent of cytoskeleton
Source: RefSeq, a predicted model, not a curated record
AUAAACCCCGGCAGCACAGAGCGAAUUCCAUCCAAGGGCUGCACUCGGGACUCGGCACAGCCUGGAGGAAGAGCCUGAGCAUGGAGAGUCAGCGACUGUCCUCGUAUCGGCGGCGCUUCGGCCCCCAAGCCACCGCUGUCCACCAGCCCCUGAGAUCCUCGCCCUUCUUGUGGCUCAUGUCCCCCAGCCCCAGCACCAGAGUCUCCAUGACCAAGAAGAAGAGCUCCAGCCUGAGCAUCCGUGCCAGCCCCAGGUUCUUCCAGGACAAGGCCGAUUUCUCCCUGGCCGAUGCCCUCAACACCGAGUUCAAGGAGACGCGCACCAACGAGAAGGUGGAGAUGAUGGAGCUGAACGACCGCUUCGCCAGCUACAUCGAGAAGGUGCGCUUCCUGGAGCAGCAGAACAAAGUGCUGGUGGCGGAGCUCAACCAGAUCAGAGACAAGGAGCCCACCAAGCUGUCCGACAUCUACCAGGAGGAGCUGAGAGAGCUCCGCCGGCAGGUGGACCAGCUGUCUAAUGCCAAGACCAGGCUGGAGAUCGAGAGGGAAAAUCUGCUGGAUGACGUCAACAGCCUCCGACAAAAGUUACAGGACGAGAUUAAUCUGCGGCUCGAAGCUGAAAACAAUUUGUCUUCCUACAGACAGGAUGUGGACAAUGCUGCAUUAAUGCGCCUGGACCUGGAGCGGAAAGUCGAGUCCCUGCAGGAGGAGAUCAACUUCCUGAGGAAAGUCCAUGAGGAGGAGCUGAGGGAGCUGCAGGAGCAGCUGGCGCAGCAGCAGGUCCACAUUGAGAUGGACAUGUCGAAACCGGACCUGACGGCGGCGCUGCGAGAGAUCCGCAUCCAGUACGAGUCCAUGGCCUCCAACAACAUGCACGAGACCGAGGAGUGGUACAAGUCCAAGUUUGCAGACCUGACGGACGCGGCAGCCCGGAACAUCGAGGCCCUGCGCCUGGCCAAGCAAGAAGCCAAUGAGUAUCGGCGCCAGCUGCAGGCACUCACCUGCGACCUGGAGUCCCUGCGGGGGAUGAAUGAAUCCCUGGAGAGGCAGCUGCGGGAGAUGGAGGACCGCUACGCCAUUGAGACAGCCAGUUACCAGGACACAGUCAUCCGGCUGGAGGAGGACAUCCGGAGCCUCAAGGAGGAGAUGGCUCGGCACCUCCAGGAAUACCAGGACCUGCUCAACGUCAAGCUGGCCUUGGACAUUGAGAUUGCCACCUACCGCAAGCUCCUGGAGGGAGAGGAAAGCAGGAUCACCAUCCCCGUGCAGACCUUCUCCAACCUGCAGAUCCGAGAGACCAGCCUGGAUACCAAGUCAGUGUCUGAGGCUCACCUGAAGAGGAACAUCGUGGUCAAAACUGUGGAGACCAGAGAUGCAGAGGUGAUCAAGGAAUCCAGCCAGGAGCACAAGGACUAAGGGGGCGGCCGAGGAAGCGUGUAGCCGUAGAUCACUAGCAGUGUAGAUCCCGCCCGGCACUCGGCCCCUCUGACGUGGAACCAGCAGGGCCCAGCGGCUGCGAGGGCCCCACCCGGAGGGAACGUGUUUCGCUUGCCGGGAGCGGAGUUAACGAGACUAACCGAGGAGCUAGAGUAACCAGCGCCCCUUAGAACUGCUGCGCCUCGCCUGAGCCCCGUCUCUCCCUCCCGCCACCCCUGCCCGUGCUCCCGUCCGCCUUGCUCGCUGCAGCCUGGGGGAGAGGCCUGCUGAGCGGCUCCAGAGGCUGUGCUAGGCCCACCCAGAAACCCCCUUGGGGGGCUCUGCCAGAGGCUGCGCGGGGAGGGCAGGCGGGGAAGGCAAAGCAAUCGAGGGCCCAGCUCGUGCCCACAGAAAGGGCCAAAUCCAUGGCCCGGGAGCUGCAGAGUUUCCACUGCCUCCUGGAGCCCAGGGGUGGGAUUGGGCUGCACCCCACCACCUGCCCCAGGUCUCAAAGCCCCUAGGAUGGUGGAGGCCCUGAUCCCAGCUCAGGCCCAGGCAUCCCCAGGAGAGGUAGGAGGGGCCCUGAGUGCGAGUCUGCCCAGGGAGACCCCUGUGUAGUUGCAAGAGCGGGGGAUGCUGUGGAGAGCAGCUCUCCUUCAGCACUGCCCCCCGCCACACACCCCCACCGGCCUCCUGGAGAUCAGGCUUCCAGGGAGGGAGAUGCUGCUGCCCUCCCUGGGACGGGCUUGGGCCCACAGGAGCAGGGUUUCUGUUCCCUGGCCCCUGCAAUGGAGCCUGCUCCCCGACGCACCGGCGAUGGGCCCAGGGAGGCAAAGGCACUAGGCAGCUGCGCUGCACCAGAUGCCCUGGCCCUGCGGCUGGGCUAAGGCGGAGAACAGCUGGUUGGAACCGGAGGCAGGGCUGGGCUGGCUGGUGUCUCCCCGGUUCGUGCUGAGGGCUGAGCACCAGGCAGCUGGAGCCAGAGGAGCUGGGGGGACGGGAGGGACAGAGCCUCACAAGGAAACAGCUUCCUGCUACUGUCGGGAGGCCAUGAAGCCUGCUCAGGCUGCAGAGAGGAAAUCAGACCAAUGAUGGGGGGAGAGGUGCAGGCCGCAGCCUCCUGGCAGCCUCGUGGUUUAAUCCUGGCCCGUUCCCAGAGCCCGGGCUGGCAGCUGCGAUGGGCGUGAGGGGUGGGGCCCUGCCGAGCAGCGAUACACAGGGUUUGCCCUGCUUGGCGAUGGCGGCGUCCAGCCCUCGCUCUCACGGCUCCUCCGAGCGGCACGGCAGAGCCAGGGGCUGGUGAGCUGAGCUCUGUGCCCUGCUUGGUAUUUUCCUCCCUCCCCGACAGGCUGAGGAGAGCUCGCGGGUGUUUGGGAGGGGCCGGGAGCCAUCACAGAGCAGGCCCUAUGGUAGGAGGGGCUGGCGGCCUGAGUUACAGCCCAGGAGGGGCCCUGCCCCCUUCCAGCACGAAGGGCUUGUUACCAGGUGCCCUUGUCUCCCGGUUUCCUACGGGGCUGCUCUGAGACGCUCACUCUGUGGGGCAGGGGCAGGGGCAGCGCCAGCGGAGGGUGCCUGGCUCAGGGGGUACUGCUCUGGCUCGGGAGGGGGGCAGAAUCAGGCUCUAUGGAUUGUUCUCUGUGUGUCCUGAACUGUUGGACCGUGGUGUGUGCCGGUGAACAGCCGCCAGAGGUGGCUGCAUUGCAGCCGGGGUGAAUACAAUGCAGGGAUGUGACUAUGGGCGUACAGCAGCAGGGUGGCUGAUCUCAACCAGCCACUGCUUCUUCCCCCAGUUGGACGUUUCUAAUGCAAGUGAAAAUGGAGCGGGUGGAGAGAAAGGGACUGAAGGGCGAGAGAGGAGCCGGAUGGGGCCAGCCUGUCUGGGAGCCCCGUUGUGUUCAGGGACAGAUGUUCAGGGACAGAUGUUCCUAGUGACCACAGCUGCGUUGGGGAGGAAGGGGGCUCCAUUGUCACUCCAGCCCCAGCUGCGCCGCAGCCCUCCAUGGGCCAUGCUCUGCCAGUGAUCUACGUGCCAACACUGCCCCCACCGCCUGCCGCCCUGCAGCCUCAUGCAGGGAUGGGCAGCGGGAGAGGGAGGGCGGCAGCAGGCCCAGAGUUUGCAUAUUCUGUGUCCCCGAGGAGCCUGGUCAGACCCUGCCAGCCAUCACACCUGGGCAGCGAAUCCUGUGAGUGCGAGCGCCCCGUGCGUGGGGUGGAAAGGCAAACCCACGGGCCUCCCCUACACACAUGGUUUCCAGCCAAGCCGGUGUGAGGCAGCCACCCCACAGGGCAGGACGGCCGUAACUCAGAACGACCUCCCCAGUGCUCAGCCUGCGGGACUGGGCCUGCCCGCGCCUGACCCAUAUCUAGCCCGGAUCUAGCUGCAUCCGCCCCAGUUCCCUCCUGCAUGGUUGGUUUAGGAGCAGAGCUCUAAUGGCUGCUUCCAGGAGCAGUUAGUGCCACUCAUCUGCCCCUGUGCUAGGAACUCUGCUCGCAGGCUCCGAGUGCGGGUUAUCACCACAAAUCCAUGCAGCCGUGCAGCUCCCCAGAGGCAGGGGCGUAUUCUUAUCCCUUACGUGCAGCUGGGCCGGCUGAGGCAGAGAGUUGUGACGUGCCCAAGCUCACCCAGCAAGGCAGCGGCAGAGCCAGCACAGCCCCCGGCUCUCCUAGCUCCCACGCCUGUGCCCUAACCACUAGACAACACUCUCCUUGUAGAGCCUCCACAAGAGCUUCCCGGAGCGUUGAGGGGAUGGUGGCGCUGGCGUGGCCUUGCGAGGCACCUGCAGCAGCCGUGCUGGGCCCUGGGGGGACUCUCCCAGCCAGGUGCCAACCCGUUCAGAAGGGAUCAGAGAUUCUGGGCGGCUCAGGUUUGGGGCCUGGGGGAUUUUCAGAGGUGGGUGUCCAGCAUUUCUUAAAACCAGAACCCUUAAAGGUGUCUCCAGAUGGGCCCCAAAAUGGAGCCCUGCCCCCAACUCACUCGUCACUUAUGGACAUCUUGCUCCACGACCUUUGGCCUCCGAACCUGUUUCCAUUCCCCCAGAGCCCAGACCCUCAUCCAGCCGCAGGGAGGGGCAGGGUCCCCGGAGCUGCAGGAAUUCACUGGGGUGGGCGGGGGCCCAGGCAGGAGGUGGCCUGGGGCGCGCCAGGGAGCAGGUAUGUUGUGUGUUGUUUGUGUAGCACCCUCGCUCUGCGCUGAUUCGUUAGUGAGCCGUCCCCCGCUGGACUGUCUGCAUCGCGCGUCGCUACUGAUCCAUACGCUAAUGGCAGCAGCAGCCUGAGUCGAGCAAUAAAGCUGAAGCAAGCAGUGCCUCCUCGCUGGGCGGCUCAGUCUCCCUGCGCCGCGCCCAGAAACAUGAGCACUCGGUUGUAUCUGCAAUAAACUAGUGUGAGCAGCUCCUGGGCAAGCUCAGCUCUCCCAGCGCCUCCCGGUCCCAGCUGGCAUCUCCUCAGCCCUCUGCUCUGCCAGCCCCCCAUGCCCAGCCUGGAGGGCCCCUGCUAUUCCAGGCCUGGGCCCCACACAGCUUUUGCCACUGCAGCUCAAGCCUGACCUGAAACAGCCUAUGCCAGGUCCAGCUCCCAGCCCCAGCAUCUUUGCUGGGGUGUCUCCGUGGUGAGCUCCGCACUCCCUGCUAUAGUCCUGCCAUAACAGUCCUGCCAGCACACACCAGUCCCAACCCCAGAUGUUCUGAGCUGCCAACACCCAGCUGCACCAUGGAGCCACGGGGCUUGUGACAGGAACUCAGGCGCAGAAGGGGAAAUAGGCAGUGGAUACCAAUUGGCUCCAAGAUAAUACGGCAACUUUCCCAAACUGGGGAGGACAGGCACGCGAGGGCUGUAGGUGCGAACCUCAUGUGGAAGACAGCAGCCAGGCAGCAUUAGGAAGGGAUCCCCUCAUGCCUCAGGAGAGAGGAAGAAGGAUUGACCCUGGGUGCUUUGGCAGCAAAAGCAAAGGCUUGAGCUGCAGGCUGCCUCGGAGGAGCUGGGACCAAGCCAAUUUUCAGCAUUGUGCCCCAACGUCCCAGGCCGGAAAAGGGAGUGAGCAGGGAGGUGGUAACAUCUGCAGCUGACACCACGUUCUCUGGACUUGAGAAGAAGGGCAGGAAAUUCAGAGGCCCCCAGCCAAUCAGGGUGAACUGGCAACACAAUGGCAAAUGAAACUCAGUGUUGUCGAUUGCAAGGAGAAGCUCACUGGAAGGAAUAAUCCGACCUACUCAUGCCCGUUGUUCAGGUUCCAAAUUAACCGCAAGCCCUCAGGAAAUAGCCAUGUGCUCAAAGUGCAGUGAGUAGGCAGAGACGGAAACAAGAACCCAGAUCACUGACUGGUGUGAACCAUCACACACCAUGGGGGGACUGGUGUGAACUGACACCAGGGGCGGCUCCAGGCCCCAGCACACCAAGCGCGUGCUUGGGGCGGCAA